This is a messenger RNA of Lampris incognitus (smalleye Pacific opah), 2822 nucleotides long. RefSeq names its product anoctamin 9b (gene ano9b). The record is from RefSeq and is a predicted model, not a curated record. Gene Ontology annotation, cellular component: plasma membrane. The transcript is spliced from 24 exons. Lineage: Eukaryota; Metazoa; Chordata; Actinopteri; Lampriformes; Lampridae. Gene Ontology annotation, biological process: chloride transmembrane transport. The coding region runs from base 7 to 2355 and encodes 782 amino acids. Gene Ontology annotation, molecular function: protein dimerization activity; chloride channel activity.
GUCAACAUGUUUUACAGGACUGCCGAGGAACACGUGGAGCUGUGGGACCGAGAUAAGGACGGCUACAGCGCCAGAGAGCCUCUUCUGUCUGUGGCCAACCAGAGGCUGUAUGACUAUGUGUUGGUGGCCAACAAGCUUGAUGAGCUGGAGGACUUGCAGACAUCUGAGAGACAGAAGGACUUCAUUCAGCAGCUGGAGAAGAAGAAUAUCAAAGUUACUAAAGUCAUCCAUGAUGAUAAAGUGUUUUUCGGCCUGCGAGCGCCCAGCGAGCUGUUUGAGCAAUACAAAUACCUGCUGAAGGUUUCUGACUCCUGCAACUGGAGAGGAGAUGUGAAAGGAGUGUUCCCUCACGCAUCACGAAUACGGAUUGUCAAUUUCAUCCUUCAUCACACCUUCAUCAACACCGGAGAGGACCUUCAAGAGCUUCUCAAGAAGGGGGUUUUUGAGACGAUCUUCUGUCUCCAUGAGAAGAAGAAACAGAAGGAGCUGAAGAAGAAGUGGGCGAGAUGGUCUGGCCUGUUUGUCGGCCAGCCAGUUGGUGAUGUGAGGUGUUAUUUUGGGGAGAAAGUUGCUCUGUACUUCCUGUGGCUGGGAUGGUACACCAAACUGCUGGUUCCUGCUGCUUGUCUGGGGCUUGUAGUUUUCCUCUACGGGUUGGCCUUCUUCCAUACCAACCCACUCAUUAAGGAAGUAUGCGAGUCCGACACGAUCAUGUGUCCGAGAUGUGACAAAAGAUGUGGUGUAUGGCAACUUAAGGACACCUGCACCUAUGCUAAGGUGAGCCAUCUCUUCGACAAUGAAGGCACGGUGGCGUUUGCGAUGUUCAUGGCUAUCUGGGCCACGUUGUUUCUGGAGCUGUGGAAGCGACAUCGGGCCAGAUUCGUGUCUAAAUGGAAAGUCUAUGACUGGUGUGAGGACGAGGAGGAGCUGAUUCUGGAUAUCAUCAAUGAUCCUGACUGUCAGCCCAGACAGUUCACACACUCCUACCUGUGUAGCACACUGGUGCUGCUGCUGGUCACACUCAUGCUGGUGCUCAUCAUCGGGCUAGCUCAUGCGCUGGUGGUGUUUCGAGUGGUUGCAGCGCCGCUUCUGUCAGAAGGAAGCUGGGAAUUCGUCAAAGAACACGCCAACACGGUGGCCAUCAUGCUGGGAGCCGUACUGCACUACCUCACCAUUCAGAUCAUGAGCCGGGUGAACAGAUGGGUCGCUUUCAAGUUGUGUGAGAUAGAAAAGACACGCUCGUUUGUUGCCACAGAACGAAGCUUUACUGUCAAGAUGUUCACCUUCCAGUUCUUCACUCUCUUCUCUUCCCUCUUCUAUGUGGCGUUCUUCCUGGGCAGGAUAAACGGGCAUCCGGGAAACUACGUGCGCAUCGCGGGGUGGAGACUGGAAGAAUGUCACCCCAGCGGCUGUCUGACAGACCUCUUCAUCCAGAUGGCGAUCAUCAUGUUGCUGAAACAGACGCUGAACAACAUCUUUGAGUUCACCGUGCCCUGGCUGAAGCGAUGUUUCCGGAGGAACGCCACCAAGAAACUCCAGAGGAAGUGUGGUCACUGCUACAGGAAGAUGUGUCGUGAUGAGAACAGCAGCCUGGAGCCAUGUGACAUCUGUAAACUCCACGACUGGCUGCGCAAUUACCACCUGGCUGACAUCAAUGCUUUCAGCCUCUUCAAUGAGUUUCUGGAGAUGGUGGUCCAGUUUAGUUUCACCACCAUCUUUGUGGCGGCGUUCCCGCUGGCCCCGUUGCUGGCCCUCCUCAACAACAUCUUUGAGAUCCGCCUGGAUGCCAUCAAAAUGGUCAGCUUGGAACGGCGCCUGGUCCCCCAGAAAACCAAUGACAUUGGCAUAUGGACCAAGAUUUUGGAGGCCAUCGGUGUGCUGGCCGUGAUUGCCAACGGCUUGGUGAUUGGAAUUUCCUCUGACUUCAUUCCUCGCCUCGUCUACCGCUAUCGAUAUGGACCCUGUGCCAGUGGAGACCAUCAGACCGAUUGUAUGCAGGGAUACAUAAACAACACGCUGUCCACGGCGUCCAUGAUGGACCCGGCGGUUCAACGGGACUUCCUGCCCACUCAGCUGUUCAUAGAGAUCAACUUUAAUGUCACACAGUGCAGCUAUAAGGACUACAGGAGCUCUGAAGACUACAGUUUGACUUCUCAGUUCUGGCUCAUUCUGGCCGUGCGGUUUGCCUUCAUCAUUCUGUUCGAGCAUGUGGUGGUGGUGUGUAAGUUCAUAGCAGCCUGGUUUGUGCCUAACAGCCCCAUGCGGGUGAAGAACCAGCGGCUGCAGGAGAAACUCAGCAGACUGAAGGAGGAACUUUGUGAGAUGAAGCGCUACAAUAAAUCAACGGACGUCUAGCAUCUCUUGAGGACCUCCUGUGGUGGACUUUGGAAUCAGUGUCCAUUCUCUUGUUACCAAGACUGGACAGACAAACUGGUUUACAUUCUGUCGGAGAAUAAUAGACUGGUGUGAAUCUAGUCUAAACUCCGAAUCACUCCACCAACCGUCUUCUUCACCCCUGGGUAGUUUUCAUCAUCAAUGGGUCAUCAAUUAGUUUCAUCCAUCCACUGUCAGUCAGAAACAUCCCCUGUCAGUUGUCAUCCACCAUCUUUCCUUCAGUAGAUGGGACGUCUGCUGUUUUGUUCUCAACAAUCAGCGGAUUUUAUUCCAUUUUUUAUUUUUAAUCUAAAGAGUCUGAACAGGCCACACUAGAACCACUUGAUGCUCAUUGGGCCAUCACAUUCUUUCACUUCACAUUUCCCUUUCAAGUCAACAGGGCCCCACAAUGUCCUUCAGGAACACCAGGAAUAAAGUUUGACCUCCAU